AAGUUAGCUUACAGCAUCUGUACAGUUGUUGGAAUGCAUGCACAGUAUGUGUCUAUGUUUACAUGAACUAUCAAUGAAAGUUUUACAAUCGAAAAGUAUCCGUCUGGAUGUGUGUAUGAUGUCUUGUUUUGGAAGUAUUCUACAAGAAGAAAGGCACGUGUUUGUUUGUGCGCGUGAGUGUUAAAGUGUCGCGCGUGAUCUGUGUAGAUUUGUGACAGAUACUGAGGCUGAGAAUGUUAUCUACCUUGGCACUAUCUCAGCGUUCGUUUGAAUUGUUGGUGUUUUCAUUGCUAUGUGUAGCAAGUGUAACGUGGGCUAGUCAUCCAUACACAUUCCGGGACUCUAACCAAGCGGAAUUCGUUCAAGGAUUAGAAAGAUAUGACUUCACAUUUCCAUCCAGGGUGACCCCCGACGGCACCCAUAUAUCUCAUUCCUUACAUCCCAAUAUACGGCGGAGGAAGAGGAGUGCCGAAGUGUUUUCUCCGGAAUCCGAGGAAACACCUGAUCACACAGUACAUUAUAAAGUGAAUGUAGAAAAUAAACUUAUUUAUUUAAAAGUUAAACCAAAUUAUAAACUUUAUUUUCCGUCCUUAGUUGUUGAAAGACGAAAAGGUGUUUUUGGAAAUGUAACGGAUUCUGUGUUUACGGGUGUCGCGCCGGGAGAGGACCAUUGUCAUUUUGUUGGAGAGGUUCUCGGAGAAACGUCAUCAACAGUGGCACUGGAAGUCUGUAACGGACUGACAGGGUUACUGCGAACCAGUACGGGAGCUUACUUUAUAGAACCGGUGAAAGGACAUCCUGCCCUAGACACUGGACAUCCUCAUAUUGUGUACCAACACACAUCCCUGCCAUCCCAGAUAGGUCUUCACAACCUACACGACUCUGGAAAACAUCACCAUGACUCCCCGUGUGAUGCUAGAGGUGAAGAUGGACCAUCAGAUGAAGACAAGGAACACUAUGAUCGAGCCGCAGAAAAACACCGUCAAAGCCACAGUCGUAACAAAAGGUCCAUCUCUAUUGAGCGGCACAUUGAAGCCAUGGUGGUGGUGGAUCCUGCGAUGGUGGAAUAUUACAAAAAUGAAGAUGUAAAAACAUACGUCCUCACCAUCAUGAACAUGGUGGCCACACUGUUUCACGAAGCGUCUAUAGGGAAUGCUCUCAACCUAGUCAUUGUCCGAAUGGUGCUACUCGAGGACCCACAGGAAGAACUGAAGCUUACCCACCAUGCUGAUAAAUCAUUGAGAAGCUUUUGUAAGUGGCAGAAAAAGAUGAACUUUAAAGAUGACGAUCAUCCAAACCACCAUGAUGUAGCUAUACUACUUACCAGAAUCAACAUCUGUUCUCGUAUGAAUGAGCCAUGCAGCACAUUAGGCCUUGCUCAGGUUCCUGGCAUCUGUCUCCCUCACAAGUCCUGUAACAUCAACGAGGACACUGGGCUACCCCUGGCCUACACUGUGGCCCAUGAACUAGGACACAAUUUUGGGAUGACCCACGACAGUGUCCGGAAUGGCUGCGAUAUGAAGGAUGGAGAGGAGUUUCUAUACGUGAUGGCUGCCCAACUCCUGGCUGUCAAUGUUCCAAUGAAGUGGUCGAGUUGUAGCAGGACUGCCAUCACCAAAUUCAUCGAUCGGGGUUGGGCCUAUUGUUUGGAUGAUGAGCCAGCUGAAUUUCAUCAUAAGGAAUUCCAGUACCCGAUUAUCCCCCCUGGGACGAUGUAUGAUGGUGAUCACCAAUGUCGACUUGUGUAUGGUCCUGACGCUAUUCUCUGUGAAGAUGUGGAGGAGGAGAUGUGCAGUACCCUAUGGUGUCGUUACAAAAAUAAGUGUACAACUAAACUUGAGGCUGCAGCAGAAGGAACCAUAUGUGGGCAAAAUAAGUGGUGUUUCAAUGGAGACUGUGUAGAGAUUGGUGAGCGUCCUCUGGCCAUUAACGGUAACUGGGGAGAAUGGAGCAGUUGGUCAGAGUGCAGCCGUACUUGUGGCGCUGGGGUGUCGACCGUUCAGAGACAUUGCGAAAACCCACCGCCCUCUAAUGGUGGAAAGUACUGUAUUGGCGAGAGAAAACGCUACAGGAUCUGUAACACUAAUCCAUGUCCAGAAGAUACACCAAACUUUAUCACCGUACAGUGCCAGGAUUUCAAUUACAUUCCCUACAGAAACAAACUGUAUGAGUGGGAGCCUGUGGAAAUGGAUGUAAAUGAUGCACCUUGCCAGCUACACUGUAAACCAAAGAAACGCUUCUUCUCCGUACUGCUGUCAGAUAUGGUCGCUGACGGGACACCCUGCUCCCCCGGCAAACGCAACAUGUGUAUUAGUGGUCGAUGUCGGCAUGUUGGAUGUGACUGGCAGCUAGACUCUGCUGCAAGGGAGGACCGAUGUGGAGUGUGCCACGGAGACGGCUCAACUUGUGAGACUGUGAAAGACCAAUAUAACGAAACUCAGGGAUUAGGCUACGUAGAAGCAACUGUGAUACCGCGUGAGGCGAGGAACAUCAGGAUAGAGGAAGUAGCUGGAGCUAACAAUUAUCUGGCAAUGCGCGACAACAAGGGCAAGUACCUGCUCAACGGGCACUGGUUCAUCCAGUGGAGCGGGGAUUACGAGAUGGCUGGGACCAUUGUCCACUACGAAAGAGAAGGCAACAAAGAGAAAGUGGAGGCCAUCGGACCACUGAAAGAACCCAUACAUGUCAUGCUGCUGCUCCAGUCACGUAACCCUGGUGUGAUAUUCGAGUACACUGUUCCUCGGGAGAACAUCACCGAGACGAGGGAGUCUGAGUUCCGUUGGAAGUACAUGGACUGGACACAUUGUACAUCGUCAUGUGGGGGUGGAAGCCAAAGAUCACAGGUCGUGUGUGAGGAGCUGGAGGCGGGACUUGUAGAGGACCAGUAUUGUAACAGUUCUAUCAAACCUGAUGACAAACAGAGAGCCUGUAACCUUCACCUGUGUCCAGCCAAAUGGUGGGCAGGAGCCUGGCAGCAUUGUUCCCUCACAUGUGGCAAGAAUGGAGUACAUCGUCGGACUGUGAUCUGUGUACGGAAUUUAGGACUGGAUGAACAGAUAGCACUGGAGGACAAGAAUUGUAUGGAUCAAGAAAAGCCAAUAGAAAUAGAACCAUGCCAUCACAAGGAUCCAUGUCCUGGUACCUCUAACUGGGUCAUAGGCUCCUGGUCACAGUGCCAUGGUAACCCGUGUGAGAAGCAGCAUCGGUCUGUACUCUGUGAGGAUCCUCAGGUUGGCUGUGAUGACUCUCUCAAGCCAAGUAUGGAACAGUCCUGUACCAACGUCACUUGUGGUGUCUGGAGAGCCGAAUCCUGGUCUGAGUGUACGCGGACCUGUGGGGGAGGGAUGAAGUCGAGGCAGGUCCAUUGUAUAGGAGGAUCUAUCUGUAAUGUAGAUGAGGAACCAUCCAGAAACAUGGUCUGUAACAAUAUAGAAUGUCCAAUAACAACAACUGCUUCAACGACAACAGUACCAACUACUACAACCACUUCUGCUCCUACUACUACUACUCCCACCACCACACCUGCUUCAACAACCACUGUAUCAACAACAACUUCUACAACAGUCCCAACGACUUCCUCUCCUGAAACCCCCUCCCCAACUAGCACCACUAGAGUACAAACAUCAACUCCCAAACCAAGUGUAGCCCGAGAUCUACCACCCCAAGUACAGAAUGGAGAGUCUGUUAAUAUAUUGUUGCCUGGCUCCAAGGGAGAGAACUCAGUAAUUAUACCCAAAAUAAGUGAGAAAUCUCUGUCUCCAUCACUCCAGGAGGGAGACAUUCCUUCUCACAUCAAAAAUGAGGAAAUCAAUACAGGAAUUGAUGUCAACAUACAAAUAUCCCGGACUUCCCAUCAUGAUGGAGAUAAUGGCAGAGAUGUAGGAAUCAGUAAGAACGAUGAAAUGAAUAAAGAGGAAAGUACCGACUUGUACAAGGUGAUGGAAGGUGGGGUAGAGGAAGAUGAAGAAGACAAUGAUUUCAGUGAUGAAGAUGAAGGUUAUGAGACUCAAUCUGAUACAGAGACAUCAGAGAAUCAACGAAUAAAAGACCCUGAAACAAAAGCUCCUUCUAGUGAAAAUGAACCAAUCAAUGAACCUGUAACUGGGGACAGGUUACAUUCUAAGCCAAUCAGUGAACGUGUAACAGAAGAUAGGUCAAAUCCUGAAAAAGAUGGUGACUCUGGAACUGACAGGCAUGAAAUACCACAGCCGCGAGAACACAAACCAACACAGGAACGUCGUCUACCCCCACCAUCAGUACCGGACCGAGAAACAACACCAACACAAGAACAACGUCCACCACUGCAAGACAGAAAAACAAUCCCAGAUCAAGAAGAAACUGAAGAGACUGACAAUGGUAUAGGAGAAAUAUUAAAUGAUCCUUUACCAAGAUCAUCAGUAAGAAAUAAUCAAGAUGAAAAUUUAGAUUCAUUGCCAGAACAACCUGAGAAUACUCCCAAAACACCAUCCCGUCCACAGAGGCCAAGUUCUGGGGAGAAGAGGAUGAUGCCUCGACUACCAACAAGAGGAUCAGGAAGGGUUGUCGGAGAAGAGAUUGGAGUCCGCCCACUGCCUAACACACCUAUGAUUAAGCCAGGUCUUAUCCCCAAACUCAGUAAUGCAGGCUAUGAGUGGAAGGCGGCCAACUGGACGGAGUGUUCAAGAAUGUGUGGUGCUGGAAUACAAACAAGGACUAUCUACUGUGUAGACAAAGCCAGCAGAGAGACUGUGGCCAACAGUCACUGCGAGAUCCGACACAAACCUAACGCCAUUGACCGAUGUAAUGUCCAUGCCUGCUCAGAGUGGGAGAGUGGAGACUGGAGCUCAUGUUCUGCCACAUGUGGUAUGUCAAUGAAGAUGAGGCUGGUGACGUGUCCUAGGGGCCAUGUUUGUGACCCAGAACAAAAACCUCUAGAAACCAUGUCUUGUGACCUUCCUGCCUGUAUUGCUUGGGUCCAUGGUCAGUGGAGUAGGUGCUCCAAGACUUGUGGCGGAGGAGAACAGGUUCGUCUUGUCCAGUGUAUCAACAUUACAUCACAACAGAGGGGCGUCGGCUGCUCCGCCCAUACUAAACCUGUUGAAAGACAACAGUGCAAUACAGAUUCUUGUCCUGACAACAAUCAUGCUUUAAACAGACACCAUUGUACUAGAGACAAGAUGAGUAACCAGAUUUGCCGUGCCCUAAGGAGAAUGAAACAGUGUUCCAAACUGUACGUCCGUGUCAAAUGUUGUCUCACCUGUAAUGUACGACAGUGGAGACAACGCCCCUACCACCGUCGCACUGCCAGGUAGAACCGUAGUGACAGCCUCUUUACUGGGGCUGUUUCUAUAAGCCGGGCGGCCUUGGAGAAAUCCUAUAUAUUGAAUUUGGAGAAUGCAAUUCAGAAUCUGGAUAAGAACGGUGAAGGAGACUAAAAGAUUUUCCUGAACAUGACUCAACUUCAAGGAAGUGCAAUUUUAUGCUAAAAACUCGAGUUGACUGUUUGAGUUUCUCCUGAUGAAAAGUGCAGUUGGUUUAACCACAGAAACAUUUAUGUGAAGCAAUGACCAUAUCAACACAACACUGGUUAUUACACAAUCCUCCCAGUGAUACAGGGGAGACAACUCUUAAAAUUGUGACCCAGUGUGUGUAAUACUAAGGAUCAUUGAUGAAUCACUGUAACCAAUGAUAUGGUAUGACCAUUUCAUGGUACCAGAUGGUUAUAUGGUGUGACAUGUGACCAGACAUGUGAUUAGAGAUGGUGUGACAUGUGACCAGACAUGUGACCAGUUGUGAUUGGAGAUGGUGUGACAUGUGACCUGACAUGUGAUCAGAUAUCUUGUGACAUGUGACCAGACAUGUGAUUAGAGAUGGUGUGACAUGUGACCUGACAUGUGAUUAGAGAUGGUGUGACAUGUGACCAGACAUGUGAUUAGAGAUGGUGUGACAUGUGACCUGACAUGUGAUUAGAGAUGGAAGUCAGCCCACAGAUUUAUUGUUGGAAUGUCUGAUGAGAAGGAUUGAUUUGUACACUGUUCAGGACCUUUAUCCAUUGUCUCAGAGUAACAAGUCCCAAGAACGCUAACAGUGCAGGUGUCCUAUCCAUCCUGUGGGAUUCCUCCAUAAACUGAUUAAUACUUAGCUGUAUAAACUCCAGACAACUGUGCUCGGCCUUGUAGUCCCUUCCAGAAAUGUACAAAUGCUUGUACUAACAUAGCUUCUGUAAGUAGUCCAUUGUAAAGUCGGUAUACUCUACCGAAAACUGGAAAAACAAUUAACUGCUUUCUCCUGAUUAUCCAUAUGUGUGAAAACCAAACAUUGCUGACUGAAUUAGGAUGGAAGUGGAUAUGUACGGAGUAUAGAGAUUGGUACUACAUGGAACCAGUGACUCGACUUUUAUCUAACAUAUAUAAGGUGCUGUGAUGUGAUUAUAUUAUAUACUCUCAGAUUUAUAAUUACUGAACCGUCGGAUACUGGUGCCUAUAUAUACUGUGUAUUAAAUAAGUCACUUGUUGAUGUUUUCUCACAAUUUAACACUUUUGUUUAUAUGUUAUAACAGAUUAGACAAUAAUUUGUUAUUAGAAGCUACACAGUGAUCUCUAUACUAAAAUAUAUUGUUAUAUUGUCACUAGAUUUUAUACCUAGAUGUCCAACCUCAGUGUAUAAAGUAGGGUAGCUCUUAUUGUAUACUAUAUAUAUUUGAUAUGUUGAUUGGGCAGAAUCUAUUUUCACCUGGUGUAAUCGACGUAUUUCUCAUUAUUUUAUGACAAUCGGUGAAAUUUGAUUGUCAAUAUUGAGAAAAUUAUUUCUCUUCACUCAAGAAUGAUUUUUUUAUGAUUUUGUUUAAGUUCAGAUUAUGACAAUUAUUCACAUGUACAUUUAUGGACAUUAUUCAAUGAAGGAAGAGUUAGGUAUGUAAAAUGUCACAUUCAUUGCUGUCUGUG
Pecten maximus is the source of this 6923-nucleotide messenger RNA. RefSeq names its product A disintegrin and metalloproteinase with thrombospondin motifs 7-like. Gene Ontology annotation, molecular function: metalloendopeptidase activity. Gene Ontology annotation, cellular component: extracellular matrix. Gene Ontology annotation, biological process: extracellular matrix organization; proteolysis. Lineage: Eukaryota; Metazoa; Mollusca; Bivalvia; Pectinida; Pectinidae. The record is from RefSeq and is a predicted model, not a curated record.